AUGGCACCUCGUCACCCCCUUCAACGACUUACGUCGCCCUCACGAGAUGUUUCGCUAUUGCUUCAUAUCAUCGGAAUAGCCUCUUUCAGUUACAACUUUCACUUUCUCACAGUCUGGGAUACACCUAUAGCCAGGUCUUACGGAUGGCAUAUGCAGUUCCUUACCAUUAUUGGCCUUUCAGCAUCACUCAUUGCCUUUGUUCUCGGGGCAUUGGCCGAUAUUACCCUAAGCCCAACGCUCUUCCAGGCUAAGAAUGCGGUUGCUGUUCUUGCUACGCCCUUGGAAGUUGUUAUCUCAAUUUUGUAUUGGGGACUGAGGCUCAUUGACCCCAAGCUGCUUAUGCCUGAUGACUUCUAUCUGCACAUCGUCCCUGAUAUGGGAUUUCACCUUGCGCCGGCUGUACUCCUGAGUCUGGAUCUCGUCCUUCUUAGCCCUCCUUGGACCAUCCCAGCUUACGGUAUAAUGGCAAUCAGCACUGUCAUUGCCUUUGCCUAUUGGUACUGGGUUGAGCUCUGCUUUAGCCACAAUGGAUGGUACCCAUAUCCACUGUUCGAACUUCUUUCCACGACCCAGCGAGUAAUGCUGUUCACAUUUUCAGCUGGGCUAGUCACAGUCUCUUCCUCGUUCCUCAAGUGGGUGUAUGGCCGAGUGAAUGGCUUCGAAAAAGCAGAAAGGGAGGCACAUAAGCCUCUCAAGAAGGUCCAGUAA
Fusarium mangiferae is the source of this 708-nucleotide messenger RNA. RefSeq lists its product as uncharacterized. Gene Ontology annotation, cellular component: membrane; endomembrane system. The record is from RefSeq and is a predicted model, not a curated record. The coding region runs from base 1 to 708 and encodes 235 amino acids. The transcript has 2 exons. NCBI's taxonomy places the organism in Eukaryota, Fungi, Ascomycota, Sordariomycetes, Hypocreales, Nectriaceae.